Molecule: messenger RNA, 769 nt
Organism: Suillus paluster
Lineage: Eukaryota; Fungi; Basidiomycota; Agaricomycetes; Boletales; Suillaceae
Product: SFT2-domain-containing protein
Exons: 7
Coding region: 179-664 (161 amino acids)
Biological process (GO): vesicle-mediated transport
Cellular component (GO): membrane
Source: RefSeq, a predicted model, not a curated record
UGAGCUGCAGUAAGCGUGGGAAAGCUGCCACAUCAACUGUCAUUGUCACCGUCGCGCGUCACGUCUGUACUUGCAAGACGCCCUUCCCCUCAACUUCGAAAUUCUUGUCUAGCUUGCACCAGCUCACAAGACGAUACACGACCACUAAAUACACUUUCAUAACGCACCCUGAUUCACAAUGCCGUCUAAAGGAUGGUUCAACCUCGAAACCGCAGGCGGCAUCAUCCCCGAGACCCAGUUCUUUGAGGGGGACUCUGCUUUCAAAUUUCUCGGCCUCACUCGCACGCAGAGAUUAUACGGCUUUAUUGGCUGUCUCAUCUUAGGGUUUGCCCUAAGUUUACUAGGCAGCGUAUUGCUUUUCUUGGGCCAGUUGGGUAGUUUUGCAGUUCUGUACACUAUUGGAAUUCUGGUAUCGCUCGUCGGCACUGGGUUCGUCAUCGGGUUCGCCUCGCAAAUCAAGCUCAUGUUCAAACCCGUACGGCUCAUCGCCACCAUCGUCUUCAUUGGCUCAAUAGGUCUCGUCUUCAUCGGUGCCUUCGUAAUCGGAAACGAGGUAUUGUGCAUUAUUUUUGUUAUCGUCGAAUACCUCGCCUACACCUGGUACAACCUCUCAUACAUCCCUUAUGCCCGAUCAGCGGUGCUGAAACUCGUCGGAAUGAGUUAAUUGGAUGUUACACUCUCUCAUGUAUGUUUAUGAGAUCAUGAUAGAUAAUGCCUCUCAUUUCCUGAUGUGCUAUUGCUUUGGAAUGCUAUAUGAUGAUUAAUCAAU